Messenger RNA from Talaromyces marneffei, 1005 nucleotides. RefSeq lists its product as uncharacterized. Gene Ontology annotation, biological process: ribosome biogenesis; cytosolic ribosome assembly. The transcript is spliced from 2 exons. Bases 1 to 1005 code for a protein of 334 amino acids. NCBI's taxonomy places the organism in Eukaryota, Fungi, Ascomycota, Eurotiomycetes, Eurotiales, Trichocomaceae. The record is from RefSeq and is a predicted model, not a curated record.
AUGCCUAUUAAUCAACCCUCAAAUCAGAUCAAGUUCACUAAUGUAUCUAUCGUGAAGCUGAAAAAAGGUAAAAAGCGCUUCGAACUAGCAUGCUAUAAGAACAAACUCCUGGAAUACCGCUCCGGCGUCGAGAAAGAUAUCGAUAAUGUCCUCCAAAUCCAUACCGUCUUCCUGUCAGUGCAAAAAGCCCAAACCGCUCCUUCGGCAGAUCUAGUCAAAUCGUUCGGCGCCGGUGUCUCACAAGAUGAGAUCAUUCAAGAAAUUCUACGCAAGGGAGAAGUUCAAGUAGGAGAGCGCGAACGCAAAGAUAUACUUGAGCGAAUCCAGAAGGAAGUUGUGGAUAUUGUCUCUGGACGAUUGGUCGAUCCCACUACGAAAAGAGUAUACACCCCGACGAUGAUCGAGAAGGCUUUGGAUCAGUUGAGUGCCACAAGUGGACAGCAGCAACAACAACACAAUGGUGAGGAGACACCAGAACAUGGUGCGACAGCUGGAGAGCCACGGAAGCCGUUGUGGAAGGGCGUGUCAACAACCAAAUCAGCAAAGAGCCAAGCGCUCGAAGCCAUGAAAGCUCUUAUUGCUUGGCAACAUAUUCCGGUGAUGCGUGCUCGUAUGCGUCUGCGAGUGACUUGCCCCGUAUCGUUGUUGAAACAAUCCGUCAAAGGUUCUGCGUCGGCAGGAGAUGCACCAAAGGAAGACGGCAAACCAUCCAAAGGCGGUAAUAAAAAGGGACAAAAAGGCAAAGGCAAGAAACAUCAAGACUCGGAUGACGAGGACGAAGGCGAAGACCAGGAAGCCGCUCCCAAAGCACCUUCUAAUGUGAAGGAAAAGAUUUUGAGCUUCAUUGAAUCGGUAGAGUCGCAAGAGAUUGUGGGCGAAGAAUGGGAAACUGUGGGCUUUGCUGAGCCUGGAGCUUUCAAAGGGUUGAGUGAGUUUGUGACUAGUGAGACGCGUGGUCGUGGAAGGGUGGAGGUUCUUGAUAUGGCUGUUACUCAUGAAGAUUAA